This is a messenger RNA of Neodiprion virginianus, 6362 nucleotides long. Its product is annotated as sperm flagellar protein 2-like. The record is from RefSeq and is a predicted model, not a curated record. Lineage: Eukaryota; Metazoa; Arthropoda; Insecta; Hymenoptera; Diprionidae. The transcript is spliced from 3 exons. Bases 11 to 5665 code for a protein of 1884 amino acids.
AGUGUUGAAAAUGAGUGAAGUUUUAAAAACAUGGUUUCAAAAUAGGCUAGGAAUAAUGAUCGAUCUACAUCCAGACGUUUUUGGUUUAAUUACUAGAGACGGUACUCUUCUAGCUCAGCUUCUUCACAGUUACGACAUAAUUGACAACGCCCAGAUCAGCACGAUACAUAGCACGGAGGACCCAGCCUUAGCAAGGGUUAAUCUGAAAUUUCUUCGCGUGUGGCUUAAGUUUAUCGGGGUAGAUUGCGACGAUGAUACCAUCGAGGAGAUAUCCAACGGACAGGGUACUACAGCGACACGACUUUUCUACAAGAUUUUCGUCAGUUUGGAGGGUAAAGACAAGCUUCACUUUAUUACCCAACAAAAAGAAAGAGAAAAGUACAUUCCACAGUCGUCAAAGUUUGAUGUUAGCACAGUCCCAGAUAAGUCACCGCCUCCAGUAUGCUCGGAAAAUCCACUUGCUGGCCAGCUUGUAAGUAAUGCAAGCGUAAUCGCUUGGCACCGCGACAAAUUCCAGGCAAUCUUAAAUAGGUGCAUACUUGCCCGAAAAUUAUGCGUAUCAAAGCAACAACAAGUACGCUCCACCGAAAAAAUACUAACAGAGAACAUCAUGGAAAAAGAAAGUGAGGUUCAUAUGGAUUAUAUACGACCAUUUCCGGAGCAGGAAAUACAGGAGUUGCACGACUUUAGUUGCCAGCACAAGGUACGCAGUCCAGAAAAAUAUACCUAUCAUCAGCUUUGCAACGAGAAAAAACUUGGUGAAGCAAUGGAGCCAGCACCGGCUGAUCCAGAGGCUGCUAAGACGUAUGUAAAAUGUAUGAAAGAUCGAACGCGGCGAGCAUCGCAGAGCUAUAGAUGUAAAAGUCAAAUGGAAAAAUCUUUGACGGCGAAAUUGUGGGAAAAACAAGUGGCCAACCAAGAGACUGAAUUUGAUCUAGCCGUCGCCAAGAAAUUGUUCUCCCAGUCACAGUACGAAAAACAAAUGAUGACCAAACUCUGCGAAAUUCGAGAUCAAAAGCAAAGGAUCGCAAAGAACAGAGGAAUUGUUAAUAAAUUGAUGGAGGAAAGAAUGAGGACCGAACACAAUAUAGAACUUGCUAGGGAACAUGAAGUUGCCGUCAGAGAAGGUCAGGAUAUUGAGGCUGAGUGUUCGAGACUGUGUGAAUUACAUAGAAGAAUUCACGAACGAAAAAUACAAAAUUGUUAUGAAAGAAAUUACCUUAUUUGUAAUGAUGUCUUGAACGAUCUCAUUGACAUCGCUGUGCAGGCAGCCAUUUAUCGGGAAAGCAACGAUAACUUUAUUCCGGCCAAGAUUUGGGGAGAAUGGAAAGCCUUGUUUAUCAAGAGUCAACCAAUUUUUUCAUCAAUUGAGAAUACCGAAUAUCUCUGUGAAGAAAACCCUGAAGAUGAAGUAGAAGAUAUUUUCAGAGCAGAAAUUGAGCGUCAAGAGGUUCUCAAUGACGCUGAUUUCGAUAAUUAUUUGAACGUAAACGCACCUUGGGACGAAUUUAUGCCAGAUAUUGAUUUGGAAACCGAGGAAAUACUCAGGCUUGGGAUUAUUGUACUUGGCUACAUCAUCCAUCGUCUCUUAGAUUACGUGUAUCCCCCAGAGUCAAAGCCAGAGCCUGCUUCAGUGCCCAAGGUAUCCUCAGCUUGCAUCCUUCUCGGCGUAUUGGACACAUCUGUCUAUCCAACAAUACAGUCAUUGCUGAAUCACCGAGGUAUUAAACUCAUUUUCAUGGAGGAUGCAAUAAAUUACUGCCUACGAUGCUUCAAAGACGAAAUGAAGGAUUUCUCUUGCAUUGAUCUGAGUGCCAUAACGUCUAAGAACGAAGUAUCGUCGAAAACUGCACUAAAUAACCCAACUUCACGCGGGAACAAAAACACUACUCUUAAGAAGAAGGCAACACCUAUGGGACCUUCAAAAACAAUGGAAAUGACUACACGCAUUGUUGAUAAGCAAACGCAAACACCUCGCGUUAUUCCAAAUGAAGAUAUGUCUCCGGAUCUUUCGAAUUCUGCAUACAUUGGCAAAUGGGUUUAUCAAUUUCUCACACUGGGCCAGCCAUUGUCCAAUGAAUUGAACACGAAAAUCCUUAUCGAAUACACGAAGAGUCUGAACGACAUAGAAGGAUGGGUUUUGAUAGAUUAUCCCAACACUUUUGAUCAGAUGGCACAACUUGAGUCGGCUCUCACAGGUAUUAAAAUACCUCAGGAUAAAAAAAUAUCCGAUGAUCCUGACGGUGAUAUUGAUGAACUGAACCAGGUACCUCCAAGGAUAACGUACGAAGAUGAGAACUCGGGCGAGUUCUCUCGUUCUUGCAGAGAAUCUAGACUUGUCUACAAUCCAAUACCGAACGUACGCAGGGAAUCAUUGAGUUCUUACAUGACCGCUUAUAUUCGAGCAUUACCAAAACCUAAAAAUAUGCACAUACGCGAGGAAGACAUUUUUGAGAUACUUUCGGAAGACACAACGCCAUUGGAUGCCUUUUAUACUACUCAAGGCAUUGCUUAUGCAGUUUAUUACACAUCCUUCGAUCUAUUCACGCUGAAGAGAUUAUGUAGACUCGCUAUUGGAGACAUGUCAAUUCCACGAGUUCCAUCUAUUGAACUGUUCGGCGAAGCUUUGGAUUCGUUAGAAGAUGAAGAGGCAAACCCACCCUUGAGCAAAACUCCGAUAGUCAAACAGUUCGUACCCUGUCCUGAACCGGUGAACGAUGACUGGGGAGGAGAAAGUGAUUAUGAAGGUGAAGGUGCAAACUAUUUGAACAACACUAUUAGUACAGUAACUGUCGAACCGACCCUACCAAAACCCGGGGAAGAUGGUUGGGAAUGGAUCAAGUUUCCUCAAGCUCCGUUGCUGUUGGAGGCCUUAGCAAACCUAUGGGAAAAUAUGGAAACUGUUUAUAUUGAGGACCUUAAAGAAAUAUUCUUUAUAAAAAGAGUGCAGUACUCACACAUUGUGCCCUACCGAAACUAUGUGACUAAACACAUGACAGACUUCAUUCAACGACCUGAUUCCAAGCAAGAUUUGUUACACAACUUUCAUACGAGUUAUAAUGAUAUUGCGAUGGACAUGCGCGAUGACUUGGAUGUCAAGUGUGAGUUGCAUUGUAGAGUAGCCGAUUUUCAGAAAGCACUUUGGGAAAUUUGCGACGAACGACGAAAACAGGCUGAGGAAGAAAGGCAACGAAUAAUCAGAUUGGAUUGGACAGCUGAGGAAAUGGUCGUCUUGGCUAAUCUCUACAUAUGCAUGAUUGAAGCUGAAGUAGAUAGAUACAUCGACACUGUACAACUUCUUCAGGAUUAUUACACUUCUAUGCUACAACGACCCAUCUCCGAGAAUCGUUUAGCGAAACUUCCUCUUCAAAGACUGGAAAUAAUUUCAAACGAAUUGAUGAUUUCUUCGUCAACUGUAUCGCUUGUAAAAGCCAAAAAACCUGCAGCAAAGGAAACAGCGUCAUCGAAAACUGGCAAAAAUGUUGCUAGUCAAAUUCCACACAAAGCACCUAUCAUCGACUGUACUCGUAUCAAAAAACAGAUUGCUGAAUUGCUAAUUUCCGCUGAGGAAACACCUCACCUUACCGGAGAAAUUAUCUGCUACCAAGCGGUGCAUGCAAAUAUCAUGUACGCACGAAAUGUCGUUGAUUCUCAGGCGUUAUCGUUGCUAAAAAGUUUAAAGAAAGAACAAACGUCCUUUACCCCUGACGCUAAAGGUAGAAUCCAGAUGGCCAAAAAUCAAUUACUACCCACAGUUGAUGCUGAACUAAUGGCUGAACUUCUCAAGCGAGGACCUGAUUUGUAUUGUGAAUGGCGAUCUGCCUUGCAAUUUGAAAUAAAUAGAAUACUCCUCAGACUAAAAUUGUUAGAGAACGCUGCUCUAUCAGACAUCAGUUUUCUCUAUGAAACUAUGCAGCGAUGUUUUUCCAACGUAAUGACUGCCACCAACGAUCGCUACAACAGAGAGAUCAAGAGCGUAAACGAAAUGGCAUCAGUAUUUAGUUUGGCAAUCGAAGAAGAAAUACCCAUUCAAGAAGAGUUACUGUUGGACGACGACCGCUUCAUUGUCAGAUCAAGCGUUCUGAUGUAUCCGGAUGAACCAACUCCUCCUCCUGAGCCAAUACGUGAAGCAAAAUUACCCUCACAAUUUCGUAUGGGACAACUUGGUCGCCUGAUGGAUAUAUUUCGGUAUGUGGCACCCCACGGCAGUCUUCCGCAACGUUUUUUCACUUAUAUCCUCGAGGACAUUGUCGCCUGCGGCGAAGACGAAGGUGUAAUAUCCCAUCUACCUUCAUCGUGGUCAGAACUGCGUCCCUGCGAUGUCCCAUACUUGGUCACAGAGAUAUUUGGAGAUACGGAGUACGUCGAUUGGAGGGAAUUCAUUAUCUAUGCUAUGGACAUAUCGAUGCCCAGUGAUGAAGAUAUCCUAGAUAUGAGGUUGCAGUUUAUAGCCAUGGACCCAACCCUGUCUGAGAUGGUAACCAGGGAUCAAUUUCAUUCCAUCAAAUACUGGUUCACAAAUUGUGACCUGAAAGAUCCGGCCUGCAAAAAUCUCCUCCAUGAGGAUUAUCAACGUGACGAAGAGGAAAUGUACGAAGAGGAACGAGAAUACGCUAAGAUCGAAAAGACCUGCGGAUUAAUCUUACCAAAAACACCGUCUGAGUCGAAAAGGUCACUAUACAGCAGCGACUCCACUGUUGAUAGUACAUUUCCGGCAAGCUCCCGCAAUAUUACUCCGCAGGAAACCGUGCGGCUAAUGCUUGCGAAGGAAUUAUUAUGCGAGAUGUUUGCGUCGGGAUGCACGAACGUGAAUUACACCGCGUUUCUUCUGGCGUUCUGCAAAGAUUACGACCCAAGAGAAGGUUUGGGCAAGGCACUGACGCUAGUUCUCGGUGAUAAAAUUUGUGUAUCCGAAAAAGAGGGCGAGGAGUUCGUUGCCGAAUUAUUAGAGCAGCAACGCCUCGCUGCCGAAGAAAUGGCCAUGAGAAAUGAUCAAUGGGAAGCCGCCGAAAAGAACGUGUCAAACGUUAUAAGCGAUGUCUUGAAAAACACGCUGGAGCUAACAGAAGGUAUCACGAUCUCAGAGUUUGACAACCUAGACGACCACAGUGACAGAAUCGAAUCAACCGCCUCUCAGCAAAAGCGGAAUACUAGUAUCGGGUAUACGAAUUCAGUAUCACCUGGCAAUUCCAGACUGUUACCACCUAAUGUAGUACUCUCGACCCCUUAUCCUUUUCCUCCGCCUGGUAGCAAAGCAUCUGAUGAGUACGUAUCCGAUCAGGAAAUUUCAAGAUCGACCAUUUUGGCCGAAGGAUACAGCAAGGAAUCCUUGGGCAUCAUCGGCAAGCCCGUCAUUAUUCAUUGGAUACCUCGGGAAGCUUGUCAGGUAGUACUUUUAGCUACCUUACCUUGGCAUGCACGGCAACCUGACAUCCUAGGCACCACUUCGUGCCUACGUGAUUGCCUGGACAAAGUCUACGCCGAUCUCUUAGAUACAGAAAUCAGGAAUGAGCAGGACUACGUUCUUUCUCACCGACUGGUGAACCAUGGGUUUAUCACAAACCUGCUAAGCUCUACCAGUACGUUCACGAUGAAAAAUAUUGGCAACAUCCUUCGUGAUCUGUUGAACAAGAAAUAUAAUCUCAAACAGACGACCAACUGCUGACUGGAGAUGUUAAAAAUAAUUAACAAAGUGCACCACUUACCUCUAGUAAACGUGACGUGACUAUACAAGUCAUGACUUGCGUCAUGAUACCUGUAAAUGUAUUUAUUAACGGAUUUGUGAUUCGUGAUGAAUGAUAAAAACUUGGAAUCAUCGGUGGACUUGUAAAAAUCAGCUCUAUCAAGAAUAAUUGUAGCCAUAAUGAUGUUAGUUCUGGGUGGCGUGCAGCCUUCUGAAAUAAUAAUUCGAUAUAUCAAUGAAUCGUGUGCAGAAAUGAGUGUGUUAAAACACCUUUACAAAUGAAUAAACAGUACGUUUUACGACUAGCUAGGUAAUUUAUUGUACACUAUCAUUUUACAUAUUUAAAAUAUUUUAACCUAUAUACUAUAAGAUGAUGCAACAAAAUUUCAUUUCUUUUUCUGUUCAAUAUCUACAGAUCUAUUUCGUAUCCACAAACCGGUUUCGGUAGAUUCCUUGGGUGGAAAAAAUUUACGUUUUUCUUUUUGCCGUAAGAUACUCAACGGAAACAAUCUCGACAUUUAUCGUCGUAACAGCAAUUAGCACUGUUAUAAGGUAUUACAUUUUCUGAGGAGUGAACGAAUGUCUGGGAAUCGAACGGAAUUUUAGUAAUACGCAGACUGGCUAUUUUUUUAUUAAAAAUUGCAAUACAAAAUUUCUCAUUCAUUUUAAUACAACAAUC